Molecule: messenger RNA, 881 nt
Organism: Otolemur garnettii (small-eared galago)
Lineage: Eukaryota; Metazoa; Chordata; Mammalia; Primates; Galagidae
Gene: UFSP1
Product: UFM1 specific peptidase 1 (inactive)
Exons: 1
Coding region: 342-770 (142 amino acids)
Source: RefSeq, a predicted model, not a curated record
GCCGAGAGGAAGUGUUGGAAGUCCGGAGUUCUUCCUGGAAUUUGCUCGGCGCUGUCCUGAGGGCUCAUCUGCCCGGUUUCGGGAACCGCGGAUCCUGCCACUCGCCGAUCACCCUGGAGCUGCUAAAGGAUGUCCACCUGGGUCUGGCCCCGCCGUGUCGCGGCCCUGCUCGCCUGGCGGUCCUUUCGGGCCACUAUCUCUACUAUCACUACGGUUGCGACGGGCUGGACGACCGGGGCUGGGGCUGCGGCUACCGCACUUUGCAGACACUGUGCUCAUGGCCAGAGGGCCAGCCCACGGGCGUGCCUGGAUUGGUCUCAGUGCAGGCGGCCCUGGAGGACAUGGGUGACAAACCCCCCGGCUUCCGGGGUUCCCGCAACUGGAUUGGUUGUGUAGAGGCCAGUCUCUGCCUCGCUCACUUUGGAGGGCCCCAAGGGCGCCUGUGCCACGUGCCCCGUGGGUUGGGACUUUGGGGUGAACUGGAGAGGUUCUACUCUCACUUCUCAGAGGGUGGGGGCCCUGUGAUGGUGGGAGGGGAUGCAGACGCCCAAUCGAAGGCUUUGCUGGGAGUCUGCAUAGGGCCAGGCAUGGAAGCCUAUGUCCUGGUAUUGGACCCUCAUUACUGGGGCACUCCAAAAAGUCCCAGUGAACUCCAGACUGCUGGGUGGGUGGGCUGGCGGGAGGUAAGCACAGCCUUUGACCCCAACUCCUUCUACAACCUGUGCUUGACCAGCUGUAACUCCGAAAAGCAGCAGCAUGCUCUGGACUGAGUGGAGGAUAAGGUCCCAUAACUGAAAAUUGCUCUCUGGUCCCAUACAUGUGCACCUGCUUACCUCAAAGGCAUCUCAGCAGAGCCUGGGGCCUUUGGCAUCAAUAAUAAA